CCAUCAUUGAGGAAAGAGAAUACACAAUAGUCAGUAGUAUUCCCCGCCUGCACAAACAGCACACUCGCAAAAAAAUACAACGGCAACGCACGAUGACAAUGCUCACUUCUCCCUCUUCUUUGACGAAACUUCCUAUUUAUCUGUUGACAGUCGUGAUCUACACGGAGACGUUCAGCCACUUCGUGAAUUAUGCGCUGGCGGCCGGUAUCAUCUCGAGUGCCGAAGUUCCGAGGUGGGGCGGACCAGUGCCCAUAGUUCUAAUAUUAGUUAAACCUACAGGUUUUGGAGGUACGGCAGGACUGAGCCGCAGCGAAGUAAUUGUCGAAGUCAAAGAUGCAGACUUUGAAGAUACUGCGGGGCAAGAGCAUGACGGCCUGAAUAAGGGAUCGUACAUGAGAUCGGUGGUGGUGUUACCGAAGACUGGGCAGCAGCGAGACACUGAUUCCGAGUUUGGAUACGACGCACGGUUGCAUCAGCAGCUGGGAAGUCGUUUGUGGGAGCUCUCGGUUAAACUGACAGUGUAAACAGAACUGGACGUGGUAUUCUGGAGUCCGAAGAGGAACUCCCGGGUGGACUGGUGCAGCAGCAGGAGCUCGGAUGAAGCUGGCGCGGUAUGAGGAGCUCUUGGUUGAACUACAUGAGCAGGCUGAGCCCUGGGUUGUGACGUGGACAUUUUGAGGCCUUGGCUGAACGGGAUCUACUUCACUGAACACUACGCAAGGGUGCUCACUCU
Messenger RNA from Pisolithus orientalis, 733 nucleotides. RefSeq lists its product as uncharacterized. The transcript has a single exon. The record is from RefSeq and is a predicted model, not a curated record. Bases 93 to 524 code for a protein of 143 amino acids. Lineage: Eukaryota; Fungi; Basidiomycota; Agaricomycetes; Boletales; Pisolithaceae.